AUGUCCUGUUUGACCGCCAUCGAUUCGCAGAUCGUCACGUUGCUGUCUAUGCCGCACGAGAUCCUCUUCCUCCAGCACAAGGUUUUCCGAGAGUAUGCCAAGAUAGCCGUUGGUCCGGACUUCAUCCACACCCUGCCUUCAUUUCUUAUCCUGACCUCGAUGGCGCUCGUUCUGUGGAGGAAUCCACCGUCUUGCAACGUAGUGACUCAAACUGCGGCCUCGACGAUACUGUACAAAGCUCUGCAGCUGAUGAUCAGCUGGGCCGUCGUCAUCGCAGCUCUGUGGUUUUGGCUGAUGGUUCAGAGGCUGAUCUACUGCUGCGUCUGGAUGUCCUGGAGUUACGAAACCGAAUAUCGUGACGUGUCUUACCAAUGGUGGCAACAAGUUUGGUCCUCCUAUUAUCCGCCGCCAUUGCAACCACCUGUGAUGUCAGCCGGGUUUAUCAGCUGGUUGAUCUCGAUGUCGGUCGCCACGACGGUACUAGGCUGCGCGGUUUCUUCGAACAGGGUAUGGAACUUUACCACGGAAUCUCUGACCGCCUCAAGAAAUGCACUAGUGACGCUCAAGUGUCACGCAAACUCGUAUUUCAAGAGACUCGUAAAGUACGUGCUGCAACCGUAUUGGCGAGAAGAGGAGCCUUUAACGGCCGAUAAAAGGAACACCGUGUCGAUAAACGACAGCGAGGCCAGUUCCAUCUGCGACGAGUGCCGAUCGGAGAUCUCGAGCGAUAUGGUCAACGAGCCCCGAAGAGACGUGCUUCCGAUCUCUUACGGCACGAAUUGGAUGCCGAAACCGAAUUUCUCCGGCUACAAGGAGCCUCAAAGGAAGGUGUCCCUGAAGUCGAUGCACACGGUGGCCGUGGUGAACGAUAUCCAGGACUCCGACGACCUGUCACCUAGACAACUGCGCUACAAACGCGGCUGUCACACGGUGAUACCCAACAAUUCCAGCGACCAGUCGAGCUGA
Eufriesea mexicana is the source of this 966-nucleotide messenger RNA. RefSeq lists its product as uncharacterized. The transcript is spliced from 4 exons. Lineage: Eukaryota; Metazoa; Arthropoda; Insecta; Hymenoptera; Apidae. The record is from RefSeq and is a predicted model, not a curated record. The coding region runs from base 1 to 966 and encodes 321 amino acids.